Macrosiphum euphorbiae (potato aphid) is the source of this 645-nucleotide messenger RNA. The record is from the annotation of a GenBank genome assembly. Lineage: Eukaryota; Metazoa; Arthropoda; Insecta; Hemiptera; Aphididae.
AUGUGGCGUCAUGUUCAGGAAUUUGGCUUGCAAAAAAAAUACAGUGAAGACCCUGAAUUUGCAUUGCAAUUAAGAAUGUUACCAGCUUUAGCAUUUGUUCCUAAGGAUGAUGUAAUAAGUUCAUAUAGUGUUUUAAUUGAAAGUAAUUAUUAUAAAGAAAAUGAAGAAAUAUUAGAACAAUUUUUAGACUAUUUCGAAAAUACCUGGUUAGGCAAAUUAGACAGACGAAGAAGACGAAAACAACCAAAAAUUGAAAUUGAAAUGUGGAACUGUUUUUUAAGAAUAGAACAAGAUAUAGCAACAACAAAUAAUUCCGUUGAAGGUUGGCAUAACUGUUUUACGUCAAUCUUAAGUGGAAAACAUCCAUCAAUAUGGCAUUUUAUUGAAGCUUUAAAGAAAGAAGAAAGCAUAAAUCGACUCAAAAUUGAGCAAUAUAUAUGUGGCAUAGACCCUCAGAAAAAAAAAAAUACCGAGAUAGGGCUAAGAGAAUUAAAAAAAUUUGCACUGAUUAUAAUGAUUUAUAAGUCAAGAACUUCAAACUUGUAUUUCGAACAAAAGUUUUCGAGCAAUUGUCAUGCGACCAACUGUUUUCGAUCAAUUGACGGGAUACCAGACCCAGCAGACUAUGGAAGUUGCUCCCUCUAG